This is a messenger RNA of Purpureocillium takamizusanense, 4003 nucleotides long. RefSeq names its product cytoskeletal protein binding protein (gene SLA1). The record is from RefSeq and is a predicted model, not a curated record. Gene Ontology annotation, cellular component: nucleus. Gene Ontology annotation, molecular function: identical protein binding; cytoskeletal protein binding; protein-macromolecule adaptor activity. The transcript has 4 exons. NCBI's taxonomy places the organism in Eukaryota, Fungi, Ascomycota, Sordariomycetes, Hypocreales, Ophiocordycipitaceae. Bases 305 to 3616 code for a protein of 1103 amino acids. Gene Ontology annotation, biological process: regulation of actin filament polymerization; actin cortical patch assembly.
CCUCUGCUUCCAAAGCUGCUCCGACGUCGUCACCACACCCGACCUUUGCCUGCCCAUUAUUGCUCUACCUGCAUCGUGCCAGCGAACGGAUCCCACACGCGGUCGCCAUCCAAACCCGACACCACUCGUGGUCCAGCGCCGUGCCGAGUCUCGUCUUGCUUCUCCCACGGGGACGCGAAGCCGGCUAGACACGCACAGCGCACCAUUGCGGCGCGCGGAGCUCCAGUAAGCCGAUCGCGCCACCCCUCCCCGCGACGACCACAGCGUAUGCCAACGGCCUCAUUCGGGGCAGCGCGUUGCCACCAUGGGAUUCCUCGGCGUCUACCGCGCGCUGUACGAUUAUGCACCCCAGGCUGAGGGAGAGCUUGCCAUGAGCGAGGGUGAUGUGCUCUACGUGCUCGACAACAACGGCGACGACGGCUGGUGGAAGGCUAAGAAGAAGGCUGGUGCCGACGACGACGAAGAGCCAGAGGGUCUCAUCCCAAACAAUUAUGUUGAGCCUGCAACUGCCCUGAGCCAUGCGAGAGCCAUAUACGAGUACACCCGACAGACGGACGAGGAGCUGUCGUUUUCCGAAGACGCCAUCUUAGACAUAUACGACACGUCUGACCCCGACUGGAUCCUCGCUGGGCUGGACGGUGAAUUCGGCUUCGUGCCCUCCAACUACAUUGAGGCCCAGGGGUCUCCCUCGGGUCCACAAACGGCGUCCCCAGCUGCCCCCCCGGCCCUGCCGGCGAGGCCCGCCUCGAUAACAGCAACGCCGGAAAGCCAACGUGAUGCCGGGCCCACGUCGCCGCUGAACAGCCCCGCGGCGGCGUUGGCUGGUGUCAUGCACGGCCGAGCCCCGGCACAGCUUGCCACUCCGUCUCCUCCUCCCCAACCCGCGCGACCCGCCCUUCGGCAGGACGAGUUGCACGCCUCGGAUGACGACGAGGAAUCGAUGAGGUCUCCAACGUUGCCGUCCCGACCUAGACAUGCGCCGACCGCCGACGAGCGAAGCCGUGACUUCGCAGCGCCGCCCAGGGAAGUAGCAACGGCCGCUGAUGAGCCGUAUCGUACGCCGGGUGGUUUCCACUUGUACAACAUCAACGAGAUGGUGUCCGUGAUGGGAAAGCGGAAGAAGAUGCCUACUACGCUGGGUAUCAACCUCAAGACUGGCACAAUUCUAAUAGCCCCUGAACGGGCGCAGGACGACCCUGCCCAGGAGUGGACGGCCGACAAGAUGACGCACUACUCACGAGAGGGUAAGCAUGUCUUUAUGGAGUUGGUUCGUCCCAGCAAAAGCAUCGACUUUCACGCCGGCGCCAAAGACACAGCAGAAGAGAUCGUGGGUGCUCUUGGCGAGCUAGCCGGUGCGGUUCGUGCUGAGGGACUACGUGAAGUCAUUAUGGCAGGGUCACAUCGCAGCCAGCGAAAGGGCCAAGUGCUGUACGAUUUUAUGGCUCAAGGCGAUGAUGAAGUGACAGUGGCCGCGGGCGACGAAGUUGCCGUCCUCGACGAUUCCAAGAGUGACGAGUGGUGGCAGGUUCGUCGCCUCAAGAAUGGUAAACAGGGCGUUGUGCCCAGCAGCUACAUUGAAGUUACAGGGACAAUCACACCCCCUCCAGCCGCAUCUGGCUCUGGCCUUGACUCCGCCAGGGCCACGGUCGAGCAGAACCGACUUGAGGAGAUAAGACUCACCAAAGAAGCGAUCAAGGCGAGCAAAGAGCCGCAACAGGUAGGGCCAGGAAUGCCCCUCUCCACAAGAGGCAGCAGCCUCGCGGCCAGAGAUCAUGGUAGUAAUUCGGAACAGCAGCGCGGCCGCCGCGAGAAUGGACGGGGCGAUGGCGCCAGCCAUUCCAAGAGCAAAUCUAAACCUGAUUCAUCCAAAGUCAGGGUUUGGACGGAUCGAUCUGGCUCCUUCAGUGUCGAAGCACAGUUUCUCGGACUCAAGGACGGCAAAAUUCACCUGCACAAGGUGAAUGGCGUCAAGAUCGCCGUGCCCGUUGCCAAGAUGUCGCGGGCGGAUCUCGAGUAUGUCGAGAAUACGACUGGCAUAUCCUUGGAUGAUGACAAGCCGCUAGCCGACAUCAAGAGGGCCAAGUCGGGCGAUAAGCGGCCGUCUGAUGUGGGUGCCUCCGUGGGCAAGAGUGACAAGCCCGAGUACGAUUGGUUCCAGUUCUUCUUAUCAUGCGACGUUGCCGUGGGCCUCUGCGAGCGCUACGCCCAGGCCUUCCUCAGGGAUUCCAUGGACGAAAGUGUGUUGCCGGACGUCAACGCAACGAUCCUUCGGACACUGGGUCUCCGCGAGGGGGACAUCAUCAAGGUCAUGCGGACGCUGGACGCCAAAUAUGGUCGUGAUCGGAGCAAAGCAGGGGCGGACGGAGAUGUUGGGACUGGCGGGCUCUUUUCGGGCCCUGGAGGUGCCCUGCGGAAUAACACGCGCAAGGGUCGCCCCGCUCCAGCUGUCCAGGCGGGAGACGUCGUCGAUGCUGCUGCUUUCUCCAAGAACGGCACCUCACGACCCACCCUCGACGACGACGCACAGUCUACAGCAGCGAGCGGCCCUCCCAAGUCGAGCCCCCCUCCGGCGAGCGGGUUUGACGAUGAUGCGUGGGACCUGAAGCCGCGACCCCAAGAGACGACAUCCAAGGGCUCCAAGCAGGCGCAGACGGCGUCCCCGCCAGCUACGACUUCCAAGCCGGCCGCACCGGCGCUGACCGGCUCGAUGCAGGAGCUUUCUCUUCUGUCGGAGCCUCUUCAGCCCACCAGGACUGAGCCACCUCCCGCACCUACGAGAGUCUUGGGCCAGCCGGCAGAGCAGCAGCAGGCGCUCCCUGGCGCGAGCCCGUCCUUCUUCUCCACCGUGCCAAAGCCAGGGCAGCCGUCGUCGCCCAAGGCUCUGGCUAGGCAGCGGCCAGCUCCCCCGCCGCUGUCGUCGAACCCGGCCUCCCUAGUUCCCCCUCCCCAUCAGAGACCCUUAUCCGCGCCCCAAUCUGCGCAGCCCGCCUUGUUUCCGCCCCCCGCCAUGGCCCCUCAGAUGACAGGAUCGGUUCAGUCACAGGUGGCGCCCCCCGGCCAAAGCCUGAGUGACCUCGCCCAGGCGAGGCUGCAACAGCAGUACGCGUCGCAGCUCCAGCAGCAGCAGCAGCAACUUCAGCCUGCGAUGACAGGCUACGCCAACCUCCAGCCUCAAGGCAUGAGCCCGUUCCAGUCCAGCGGCGCCGGCCAAUUUAUGCAGCCCAUGAUGACCGGCAUGCCUGGAGCGAGCCCCUUUGCCGAUCCCGGUCGGCCUGGCCAAUUUUCCCAUGUUCAAACUCAGCCUACAGGGUUCCAGCAACCAUAUCAGACCAGCAUGCCUUCAUAUCCUCACAUGACUGGUCCUUCUGGCUCCAUCAACAGCUUCCUUCCCCCGGCUCUGGAGCCUCAGCGGACAGGCGCGACACCCUUAGUGUACCCACAACAAACGGGUGCCGUUGGAGGCAGCUUUACCCAGCCAUUACAACCGCAGAAGACGGGACCACCACCGCCGGUCCGUUUCGGAGUGUCAGCGGAAACGAAGAAAUUGACGCCGCAGCAGACCGGACGGAGGGCGAACCUGUCUCAAGCAACUCCGCAGAACCCUUUCGGCUUCUGAACCCUUGCAUUACGACCUAAUUGAUCCUGGGACGGGAGGAUGGACUGGAGCUGAGACGAAGCGCAUCACAGUAGGUCCAAACUAGGGAGCUGAACGUAUCUCUGCGGGCCUGAAUACCUAAGUGCUGCUGGCCCAAUUUCACCGCGACGUGUCGCAGUGGCAUCACCCUACAACCCCCCACCCUGACUUCCACAAACGGUCGUCCGCGGAUGGCGCGCAUAGCAUGUCUGAGUAUAUAAAUGUAGAACGUUCACUCCAUAUAUCAAUCUCUUGGCCGUUCAGGCGCAUUGUCCCAGUCUUGCCGUGAGGUCAAGUAGGCUGCAGCAUCGGUGCAACGCUCGCGACGAUGAGCAGAGACAGAUGGGCAAGAUAUCCACAAAGUGAGAC